Molecule: messenger RNA, 1587 nt
Organism: Nanorana parkeri
Lineage: Eukaryota; Metazoa; Chordata; Amphibia; Anura; Dicroglossidae
Product: zinc finger protein OZF-like
Exons: 7
Coding region: 1-1587 (528 amino acids)
Source: RefSeq, a predicted model, not a curated record
AUGAUUAAAGUGGACCUGUCACCUAAAAUAGCUGAGCCCUGUAGUUAUGUAGGGGUCGUUGGAUGGAACCACGACACGCAGCAGGAACAUCACAAAAUCACGGGGAGCUAUCAGAAUGAUGGCCUAAUUGUUGUUAAAGUUGAAAUGAAAGAUGAGGAAGAAGACGAGAGGGAUCUGAAGAGCGAUGAGCCAUGUAAGGAGAAGAACGUUUCUCCAGAGACCAGCACAGAUGGAUCUAGUAACAGGAACACACCAGAGAGAUGUCCAAGCCCUGUUUCUUCCCAGGACUCCACACAGGAAGAUCAAACCACCUCAGAUGAGUAUCAGGAUGAAAAUCUGGUGGCUAUCAAAGUUGAAGUCAAAGAUGAUGGAGACGAUGAGACCGCGAGGACCACCAAACAUUGCAAGGAGGAGGAACGUUCUCCAGAGAUCAGCACAGGCCGACGCACCAGAAGUAACCCAGAAGGACGUUCAAUUGUCUCCCCAGACGGUGAUCUAGAAGACGACGGCGUCACAACGGUCACUCUGGGAGAAAUUACCCCCAAUGUACAGCCGGGACAUUGCAAAGGGGUAAAGUCACUUUCAUGUACUGUAUGCGGAAAGCGCUUUGUCCGAAGAGUCCCACUGCUGAAGCAUAUGAGGUCCCACAAGCUAGAGAGGCCGUAUUCGUGUUUGGAGUGUGGUAAAUGCUUCGUACAGAAGGUCCACCUUGUUGUCCACCAAAGAAUUCACACGGGGUUAAAGCCAUACACGUGCCCCGAGUGUGGCAAAAGCUUCACCCAGAAAGCUUCCCUGGUCCACCAUCAGAGCUCCCACCGCGGUGUGAAGGCCUUCAAAUGCUCCGACUGCGGGAAGUCUUUCCGGCAGAAGUUCUCACUCCUCAAACACCAACGUAUGUAUAUGCAAGAGAAACCAUAUUCCUGCUCUGACUGCGGGAAAUGCUUUGCAUCCAAGUCAACGCUCCUCGGCCACCAGAAGACCCACACGGGUGAGAAACCGUUCGCCUGCCCGCAGUGCGGGAAGUGCUUUGCUACAAAGUCCACUUUGGUCAUCCAUCAGAAGACUCACAUGGAGCAGAAGCCGUACGAGUGUUCCGAAUGCGGAAAAUGCUUCGCCCAGAAGACCAACCUGCUCAUCCAUCAGACCAUCCACACGGGAGAGAAGCCAUUCUCCUGUACGGAAUGCGGCAGGCGGUUUGCUCAGAAGUCACGCCUGAUUAGCCAUCAGAGGAGGCACACUGGAGAAAAGCCAUACUCGUGUCCAGAGUGUGGAGAAAAGUUCGCUACAAAGUCUUCCCUCAGCGCCCACCAGAGGAUCCACACCAACAACCUCUUCUCCUGCCCGGACUGUGGAAAGGGCUUCAUAUACAAGUCAAAUAUGGUCAAACACCGGAAGACACAUGCCAAGGAGAAGCCACACGCGUGUUCAGAAUGCGCCAAGUCCUUCACGCAGAAAUCCGGCCUCAUUCGGCAUCAGAGAGUUCACGCCGGAAAGAAGCUCUUUUCAUGUGCGGACUGCGGCAAGAGCUUCAACUGGAAGUCGUCUCUCAUCUGCCAUCAGAAAAGUCACCAAGGCGACAACCCUUAA